AUGCAAGCUUUCAUCGUCUUUGCCGCCAUCCUGUCCGCGGUCGUCGCGGCCCCGCAGUUCCCCGAGUUCUACAGCAUCGCUCAGGAUCCACGCAUGCUGCCGAUGCCCCAGGUGCCCCAGGAUAUGCUGCCCCAGGAGCCCCGCGCCUACGAGCCGUACUACGCCCCGCAGCAGUACGAGCCCCAGUACCAGCCGCAGUACCAGGCCCCGGCCCAGACCGAGCAGCUGACCGCUGACGGUUACAAGAUUGUCCCGGGCAUCGUUGAUGCUCGCUGCCCCCGUGGCGACGACCCGAUGAAGCCGGUCCACCUGCCGGUGCACGGAAACUGCGCCAAGUUCAUGAAGUGCUUCGGUGGCCGCGCCUACGAGAUGGACUGCCCGUCCGGUCUGGAGUUCGGCUCCAAGGUGAACCGUUGCGACUACCCCGCCAUGGCCCAGUGCUCCCGCUUCUAA
This is a messenger RNA of Anopheles coustani, 453 nucleotides long. Its product is annotated as peritrophin-1-like. Lineage: Eukaryota; Metazoa; Arthropoda; Insecta; Diptera; Culicidae. Gene Ontology annotation, molecular function: chitin binding. Bases 1 to 453 code for a protein of 150 amino acids. Gene Ontology annotation, cellular component: extracellular region. The record is from RefSeq and is a predicted model, not a curated record. The transcript has 2 exons.